AUCCUUGUGGAUUUGUGUGUCGCGAUGGUCUAUGUUUAGACAACAUUUUCGUUUGUAAUAAUGUUGAAGAAUGUUCUUUUGGUGAAGAUGAGUUGAAUUGUUUUCCUGUUUUUCCGACAUAUCAGCCUCCAGUUGCAUGUGAACCAUCGUUUAUACACCUGAACACUUCUGGCCAAUCGCAAUCAUUUUCGUCUCCAAAUUACCCGAACAAUUACUACAAUAACUUGUAUUGUCAAUGGAUAAUAUAUGUCCCAGAGGAUCUAGCAAUACUGCUCGAGUUCAAUGACUUCAGCCUUGAAAAUAGAUAUGAUUAUGUGAGGAUAAUUUCUGAAAACAUGACUGAUAUCAGUUUUACGGGAGUAAACUUCCACUCUGUAUUGUCUGAAAGCAACGAAUUGUUGGUAGUAAUGGAUACAGAUGGAAGUGUAACUUACAGAGGCUUCAAUGCAACUGUGAAAGCAGUUGAUUUAAGUGAAAUUUUUGUAUGUGGUGAUUUUGAAUUUGUACUAUUGGAACAAGUGUGUGAUGGAAUCAUUGAUUGUGCUGACUUCAGUGACGAGCUACAGUCUUGCCCUUGUAGCGACGACAGUUUUCAGUGUGCGAAUGGUGUCUGUAUUGCCGCUGCAAAACGAUGUGACCGAGAAAAUAACUGUCUUGAUUGGUCAGAUGAACAAGGCUGCUGGAAUGUUACUUCUGAAAAAUGUGGAUCACAACCUUUCUUACCUGCUGAAGAUAGGAUUGUUGGAGGUGAAGAUGUACCACCAGGGAAAUGGCCGUGGAUUGGUUCAAUCACAGUAUAUGGAUCUCAUUAUUGUGGUGCUGCAUUAAUUGAUCGUGAAUGGGCAUUGACAGCUGCUCAUUGUCUUGGUAGAAUAGACUACAUCAGAUUCGGCACCACAGAUCUUGAGUUUCAUUCUUCAGUCUUUUAUGAGGAUGUUGGUGUAGCUGAGGCGCUUCCCCAUCCAGACUAUGAUUAUUAUACGUUAGCGAAUGACAUUGCCCUUCUGAGGCUAGAAAGACCAGUCAAUUACAGUGCAUUUAUACAGCCUAUUUGCUUUGGUGAAGAUUUUGCUGUCGGUACUGAAUGUGUGAGUGCUGGUUGGGGUCGACUGUAUGAAUACGCUCAGGGCGCGGCUGAGGAGGCUUUGGCCUUUGUGGACCGCGCGGCUCGGGAGGGCAUUCGCGCCGUGAAUGGGGCGGGGUUUGCUUUGUCCUUCUUGUCUGACGCUGACGCUAACCCAACUCUCGUCCCGGACGCCAUUGGCCUCCUUCAGGCGGGCAUUGGCCUUAUUUCAGACCAGUUUAGUUCCAUCGCCCAGGCUGCCGGCGCGGCCCGGAGGGCUAAUGUGCUCCGGGCGACGACCGUCAGCCCCGGUCAUUUUGACCGGUUUUUAGACUGCCCCUCUUUUGGGGCAGAGGACCUCUUCUUUGGCCAGUUCGCUGCCAAAGAAGAGGCUUGGGCUAGGGAGUUGGAAGCGCGGCGUCAGACUAGGGCUAAGUUCCCGCGCCGUGACCGCCGUUCAGCGCGUUCCCAUCGCUGGGCGUUUGCGAGGCCGUCACAUCAGCCCCAGCAGCAACAGCCUCUGUUGCAUCCCCUCCCGCAGCCCGCAGCCGCUGUCCCUCCUGCUCCUGCUCCUGCCACCAAUCGACAAUUCGGGGCUGCUCCCUCAGCCGACAGGGCACGGCGUCGGCGGCGGGGGAGGGGUGGGCCUCGGUCCUGA
This is a messenger RNA of Anneissia japonica, 1721 nucleotides long. RefSeq names its product suppressor of tumorigenicity 14 protein homolog. Gene Ontology annotation, biological process: proteolysis. The annotation marks the transcript as partial. Gene Ontology annotation, molecular function: protein binding; serine-type endopeptidase activity. The record is from RefSeq and is a predicted model, not a curated record. The transcript is spliced from 7 exons. NCBI's taxonomy places the organism in Eukaryota, Metazoa, Echinodermata, Crinoidea, Comatulida, Comatulidae.